AUGAGCAAUUCGACAGCCGAUGCGGGCGAGCCUGUCAAGCCCACACGCAUCACACACUGGCGCCUCCUCUUUGACCAAGGAGUACUCACGCAGGAGAUCAUCAACCAUGACUAUCCGGGGUCCGGCACGGAGGAAGACCCGUACGCGGUCACCUGGAUCCCAAAUGACCCUCGCAAUCCCCUAAACACGUCCAUGACGACCAAGUGGAUCUAUACCAACGCGAUGGCUUGGGCCACCCUCGCCGUGUCGAUGGUCUCGUCGGCAUACACGGGCGGUAUAGAGCAAAUUCUUCGGGAGUUUCGAGUGGGGACGGAAGUGGGCACGCUGGGCGUCUCCUUGUUCGUCGUCGGAUUCGCCGUUGGCCCCUUGGCGUGGGCCCCGUUGUCGGAGCUCUUUGGCCGCCAAUAUCUGUUUUUGGCCAGCUACUUCGGGCUCACUGUUUUCAACGCCGCGGCCGCCGGCUCUCCGAACAUCGAGUCGUUAAUUAUAUUCCGGUUUCUGGCUGGGGCAUUUGGCUCGUCCCCGCUCACCAACGCCGGCGGCGUCAUUGCCGACCUGUUUCCCGCCAGUCACCGCGGCCUAGCCAUGAGUAUCUUCGCGGCGGCACCCUUCUUGGGUCCCGUGCUGGGCCCGGUCAUCGGAGGCUUUCUCGGCAUGAACGCAGGAUGGCAGUGGGUGCUAGGUUUCCUGGCCAUCUUUUCCGGGGCGCUCUGGAUCUUAUGCAGUCUCAUUGUGCCCGAGACUUAUGCGCCAGUCCUGCUCCAGCGCCGCGCCGCGCGACUCUCCCAGCUCAGCGGGAAAGUCUACCGGAGCAAGCUCGAGAUCGACCAAGGCAAAAAGACUCUGACGGGUGCCUUCAAAACGGCUCUGUCUCGUCCCUGGAUUCUUCUCUUCCGCGAACCCAUCGUGCUGCUUCUAUCAAUCUACAUGGCCAUUAUAUAUGGAACUUUGUACAUGAUGUUCGCUGCCUUCCCCAUCGUAUAUCAUCAUGACCGGGGGUGGAAUCAAGGGAUUUCGGGCCUGGCCUUCCUGGGUAUCAUGGUGGGCAUGAUGUGUGCUGUCACUUACACAAUCAUUGACAACAAGCGUUACGUCAACACGCAGGCGAGGCAUAAUGGGUUUGCACCUCCGGAAGCCCGCCUGCCUCCCUGUCUCGUCGCCUCGAUUGCCGUUCCCAUCGGCCUGUUCUGGUUCGCCUGGUCGAAUGGCCCAGAGGUCCACUGGAUGGCCAGCAUCGCCGCCGGCGCGCCGUUCGGAUUCGGCAUGGUCUUGGUCUUCUUGAGUCUGAUGAACUAUCUGAUCGACGCGUAUACGAUUUUCGCCGCAUCCGUGCUAGCCGCCACCUCUGUCCUGCGUUCGCUCUUCGGCGCCGCCUUCCCACUCUUCACGACCUACAUGUACAAGGAUCUGGGCCUGCACUGGGCAUCCAGUAUCCCAGCCUUCCUUGCCGUGGCGUGCGUGCCCUUCCCCUUCCUCUUCUACAAGUACGGCUCGUCUAUCCGGGCGCGAUGCAAAUACGCCGGCGAAUCCGAAGCCUUCAUGCAAAAGAUGAUGGCCCAGGUCAUCAAGCCCGACCAGGAGCCCAAGGCAGAAGAGACCGGUGCGGUCCCGGAAGAAAAAUCGAUCGGCGAGCAGGACUCGACGCAGGCCGACUCGUCCGCCGAUCAACUCGGCCCGCCGGGUCCCAGUCCCGCUGCACACCGCGCGCUGUCGAUUGCCUCGCAGGCGUCGUCGGGCCCCACAUAUGCAACAUCGCAGACCGUGUACGAUGCGAACCCGUAUGACAUCGACCGCGUGAACACGCGGGAGUCCUUUAAAAAUUAA
Messenger RNA from Aspergillus campestris IBT 28561, 1824 nucleotides. Its product is annotated as MFS transporter. Gene Ontology annotation, biological process: transmembrane transport. The record is from RefSeq and is a predicted model, not a curated record. The transcript has 2 exons. Gene Ontology annotation, molecular function: transmembrane transporter activity. NCBI's taxonomy places the organism in Eukaryota, Fungi, Ascomycota, Eurotiomycetes, Eurotiales, Aspergillaceae. Bases 1 to 1824 code for a protein of 607 amino acids.